GCAACGAUUAACCUUCUUUACAGAUCUAGUGCAUGCAUUCUUCAAGCACAGACAAGGCUUUUCAACAGGUGCAAAAAGUAGUUAGACCAUUUACCAGAAUGCUACAUAAUCCUCAUUGUCGCAAUACUCACACUGGACAUCAUCCAUCAACAAUUUGAGAACUGAACUGUGUGCCAACCUUACACAAUCCUGAAUCGUUUCUCUAAACCUGGCAGCAUAUGCCAUAUCCAUUUAAGCUUGCACUAGGCUUUGACAGUGAAAAUAAAUGUUACGGUUAUAUAUUUAUCCCGUGCGCGAUUACUGUUGCUCGCUCCUGUAGCCAUACUCACAGUUCCGCUAAAGUCAAGUGCGUCACCACCGGUCACCAGAGCCGUACUCCCAGUUGGGAAAGUAACACCGAGAGCUAAGACGCAAAAUGCGGUCAGUCUCGGCGAGAUAACUUUGCCCGAAAUCACAUUCAACAUGCAGUGGCUUCGGAUUGGACAGACAUGUGACAGGACAAUUUAUAUGACUAUACUCAGCCGAACUAUGGAUUUCCAAUGCUUGCUGCGUUGAUAAACCAGUUUUAUCAAAGUGCAUCAUGCCAGUGCGCUUAACAUGCAUUUGGAAUACUAUAUCCAUUGGAUUUUCGUGUGGAAGAAGCUGACCGUAGGCAGUUUAUGUGGAAUUGUUUCAAACUGAUUUUGAAGAACAACUUUUUGUCAUAUAUUAUUCCUGUGGGGUUAAUCGCUGGCGUUUAUUUGUUUUAAUCAGUUUUGUUUAUUUUACUGCCUGGUUCUUCUGAUUUGUAUUUUGAUUAACAUUUGUAAUUUAUAAUACAACACAAUUUUUGCAAUCGUCGAGACCGAAUUUAGCCUAUUCUGGAAUAUAUUUGAUUUAUCCUUCCUGUUUUUUAUUGUGACAGUUUUUGGAAUGGGUUUACUUUGUAGAUUAGAAGGGCGACAACGUGUUUUCCGUGAUUUUUAAGUGGGGCAGCUUUCCUAUUUGCCCGGUAAUAAAUUACAUAUUUUACUGUUACAUCUUUCGACUGUUGUGCCGUUUAUAGUAUCCGCGAUCGCAUAACCAAUUUGCGCACCGUUGGAGGGUGAAUUGCAUAGGCCUACAUCUGUUUUUUGGAUCUCAAACUCUGCCUGAGUGAAAGGAGCAGUUAACCCGAAAGAUGCUUCUAAUCUCUCUUACGGUUAUCCUUGUCCUGCGUGGACUUCUGACCUGCGCCGCACAAGGAAUACAGGCUGACUUUCCAAACGCUGAUCCAGCGUAUUCCACCAUAUUCAAUACAACAGACCCCUGCUUUGCAGUGAGCCCACCAUGCCUGGGUGAGGCUGACCGCUUCAGCCUGGAGGCCCUGAGGCACAUUCACAGAGAGAUGGACGAUGACCAGGAUGGCGGGAUAGAAGUGGAGGAGAGUGUGGAGUUCAUAAUUGAGGAUAUGCAGCAGCAGCAGCAGAUUAACAAGCACAACAAUCUACACAGGGAGGACCAGCACAUCACUGUGGAGGAGCUAUGGAGGGGCUGGAAAUCCUCUGAAGUUCAUAAUUGGACCCAGGAAGAUGUUUUGCGUUGGCUGAGGGAGUUUGUGGAGCUUCCCCAAUAUGACAGAAACUUCAAGGACCUGCGUGUUAAUGGGAACACCCUCCCCAGGAUUGCAUCCAAUGAGCCUUCUUUCAUGAGUGGCUAUCUGAAGAUCCAGGAUCAGCAGCACAAGCAGAAGCUCAAACUCAAGGCCUUGGAUGUGGUGCUGUUUGGACCCCCCACACGCCCACCACAUAAUUGGAUGAAGGACCUGCUACUUAUCGUCUCUGUGGUGAUGGGGGUGGGGGGAUGCUGGUUUGCCCAGGCUCAGAAUAAGACCUCCAAGACACACAUCUCCAAGAUGAUGAAAGAUCUGGAGAGUCUGCAGACAGCUGAGAACAGCCUGUGGGAAAUGCAAGAACAACUGGAGAGGGCACAGGAGGAGAAGCGCACAGUCACGGUGGAAAAGCAGAAUCUGGAGGACAAGAUGAGGGAUGAGAUCCAGGGGGCGCAGGACGAGGCCAACCGGCUUCACAAGCUCAGGGUGGGGGCCGCAAGUGAGCUGUGCCGCCUGCGAUAUGCAGAGGAGGAGCUGGAGCAGGUUCGUGGGGCCCUGAAAAAGGCUGAAAACGAUAUGCAGGCCAUCUGGACAGUGCCUGAUGCACUCCAGCUCUGGCUGCAGCUCUCCCAUGAGGUGGAGGUCCAGUUCUACAACAUCAAGAAGCAGGGUGCGGAGCAGCAACUUGCCAUAGCUAAGGAUGAGGCUGAAAAGAUCAAAAAGAAGAGGAGCUCUAUUCUGGGGACACUGCAAGUGGCUCACGGUUCCUCUCUUGACGAAAUUGACGAAAAGAUCCUCGCAGCUAAGAAUGCCCUGGGGGAGGUUACUGCCUGUCUGAGGGAGCGCCUUCACAGAUGGCAGCAUAUUGAGCGGUUGUGUGGGUUCCCAGUGAUGCAUAACCCGGGUCUGCCCAGCCUUAACGCCAGCCUUUACCCAGACCCCAACUGGAAGGUGAUGUCCCGUGUCUUCUACCCUUUGCCAACUGCAGAGUCAGAGCUGGAGGAGGACCUGACACCCAUGAUGGCAGUGGCUCCUAUGAAGCGAUCCCCACGGGCAAUGGUUCGUCCCCGCCGGACAGGACUCAUGGUCCAGCCUGCAAUGCUUCAACCAGACCCUGAUCUCCUGAUUCCCAUCAGAGCCCCACUCCCCCGAUAUGGAGAAGAUGAAGAUGAACACAUUUGCAUUGCGCAACUGACUAAACAGGAAUGUCUGGAGACGUCAUCUGACACAGAUUCAAUGGGAUCCUCUGUCAACAGAAUGUUUACAGGCUCUGCCCUGGACUCAUCUGCCAAGAGACUAUUUCGUGAUGAUGUGGACAUGUUCUCAGACAGCACAUCACAUAAACAUUUGAAAGAGGAGCAGGAUGAUGGCAACAUUAAAAGGUUAUCUAGAGAGGAGCUUGAGGAGUCUUUAAAAGUUGAGCCCUGGAAAUUUCCAAGAGAUGAUCCCAAUGUGAUUAUGGAGACACCAAAGCGUAGGUCAUCACGUGAGGAGCUGGAUGCUUUUGUAGAUUUCAGAAAGAUUUCAAGGGAAGAGCUGGAUGUUUGCAUGGACACUCAGAGAGUAAAAAUAUUUUCCGAUAGAAAGGAUGCCUGCAUGGAAAAAAAAUGCCCUUCAAGAAAAUCAUCCAGAGAUGAGCUUGAUAACUAUUCAGACAGCCAUUCUGGAAAGAUAUUUAGAGAGACUGAGAUUUCCCUGGAGGCAGCCUCUAGAAAACCUCCCAGGGAUGAUUCCGAUUUUGUCACCAGUGCUCAGAGACGACGUACGUUUAGAGAUAAGAGGGAUGUUUCCUUGGACGCAGCCACCAGGAAGAUCUCUAGAGAUGAGUUUGACAUGGCCACCGAGAGUCAGAGAAGGAGGACCGCCAGGGACUUCAGAAUAGACAAUUCCAUGGACACACCCACGGGACAAAUACCCGUGGACAGGCUGGACUUCCCAGUGGAUCCACGGCGCAUUUCCCGCGAGGAGCACGCGGCCAUGGAUGUGGGUCGCAUCGGUCAACCUGACAUAACCACAAGCUCCUUGAUGCUGCGGAGGCCCAACUCUGAGCCCUUGAGCAGGCUGGUGUACGACGGUAUCCUCGAGAAGGCUUACUCCACCAGUAUGACUGCUCCCAGCACGACCGACUUCCCCUUAACCAUACAUGAGCUACCACAAGGCAUGGUGGGACUGGAGACCACGGCCCACCUUACUCCCCGCGGCUCCCCCAAAGCCUCACCCCCUGAAUCCAGAAGUGGCAGCCGAGAGAAGACCAAGAAGUCCUCCAAGCUCAAGAGCCUGUUCCAGAAGAAGAAGAAGGACACUGCGUCCUCUUCACCCGUCGGGACGCCAGGCGGUCUGCAGAGGAUGUGACUAGAUGUCGGCAAACACAAAAGCAGCUCCAACACCAAAGGCUGGAAGAUGCUGAGACGGGCGUUAGGCAGACCUGCAGAGUCUGACUGAUGCUCUGGUCGCAGUACUGCUAGCCUUAAGGCCAGUACACAGACAGCCUCAGGAAACCAAAUAGAAAUCCACAUCGAUCUGGUUUUGUGGUGUGUUCAACAGUGCUAAAAUAACGAGUAAAGUUCAAAUGGACACUGAAAGACGGACACAUGCUGUUCUGGUCAUUUGUGUUUGCCGAUUACAGGUUAAAAACUCUGAUAACUUAGUUGAGUGUUUUUUUUAUUUAUUUAUUUUUUUUUUUAUUUUUUUUUUUUAAAUAUAAUUUUGUGAACAUUCAUUUGUGAUCAGAUGAGUCCCAUUGUACAGCGUCAGAGGCACUGAACUGUGGUCAAGUUGAAAACAAAGGUUGUUUAUUGGCAUGGCAAGAGCUGUGAUGAUUAUGAUGUAAUCAGAGGACUGCCGUGCCCUCAAUGAGAAGUCUCGCUGUGAUGAUUUUAUUGGAGAUGUUUGUCAGUCGCUUCGGACAGCUAUAAGAUUGUGGAAUGUUUCAUCAGAAAGCAGUUUCAAGAUGGACAUGUUAAGAGUUUAAUGUCUUAACAUCUUAAACAUAAUUUAAUAUCUAAUAUUUCUCUCUCAAUUUCCUGUUGUUAUGCACAUGGAUCUUUUUUGUCACAUUUUAGUGAGAUUAACAUAGGGAAGAUGAUAUUUAGGAAAAGUGUAAUUGUUUACAGAUUAAGUAGACGAGGAGUUUUAUAUUGCACAUAUUAUUCAUACAUGAUCAAAUUGUCCAUGUUUCCACAGUAGCAGUUCUCUAACUGACAACUGAAAGCUCUUGUGCCAGAUAACCACAUACACAAUGAACUGUAAUCAAUUGCAGUCUGCAUGUAACAUAGCAAAAGGUUGUCCUGAUUUUGACUUUUUGUAACAUGGAGCAGACACAUUGUAUGUCGUUGUGACCUUAUAACAAACAUGCAACUUCAGAUGUGACCACUUGAUGUCACCAAAAUGUAAAAUAAAAUAAAAGUGUCUUCUUCA
Messenger RNA from Clupea harengus (Atlantic herring), 4987 nucleotides. It is a transcript of the gene stim2a, whose product is annotated as tromal interaction molecule 2a. The transcript is spliced from 12 exons. The coding region runs from base 1160 to 3922 and encodes 920 amino acids. The record is from RefSeq and is a predicted model, not a curated record. Gene Ontology annotation, biological process: activation of store-operated calcium channel activity; store-operated calcium entry; intracellular calcium ion homeostasis. Lineage: Eukaryota; Metazoa; Chordata; Actinopteri; Clupeiformes; Clupeidae. Gene Ontology annotation, molecular function: calcium ion binding; calcium channel regulator activity; protein binding. Gene Ontology annotation, cellular component: endoplasmic reticulum; plasma membrane.